UUUAAAAUUAAUUUAAAUUAUAAUUCCCUCCAAACGAUUAUGGCUGAAAAAGAAACCUACGAUGAAGCCUUAGAAGAGAGAGUGAUAAAUGAGGAAUAUAAAAUUUGGAAAAAAAAUACUCCAUUUUUAUAUGAUUUAGUAAUGACACAUGCGUUAGAGUGGCCUAGUUUAACUGUUCAGUGGUUGCCUGAUAUAACAAAGCCUGAAGGAAAAGAUUAUACCUUACAUAGAUUAAUACUUGGAACACAUACUUCUGAUGAGCAAAACCAUUUAGUAAUAGCAAGUGUUCAAAUUCCUAACGAUGAAGCACCAUUUGACGCAUCUCAUUAUGAUGCAGAAAGAGGAGAGUUUGGUGGAUUUGGUUCUGUAGCUGGCAAGAUUGAAAUAGAUAUUAAAAUAAAUCAUGAAGGAGAAGUAAAUAGAGCAAGAUAUAUGCCUCAAAAUCCAUGCAUUAUAGCUACCAAAACUCCAACCUCCGAUGUGCUUAUAUUUGACUAUACUAAACACCCUUCAAAACCGGAUCCUAAUGGUGUAUGUCAUCCAGAAUUAAGACUGAAAGGUCAUUUGAAAGAAGGCUAUGGUCUUUCCUGGAAUCCUAAUGUCAAUGGUUAUUUACUCAGUGCCUCAGAUGAUCAUACUGUUUGUUUAUGGGACAUAAACUCUCCCCAUUCCACGAAACCCAAUAGUUCCUCCUCAGAAACGAUUGACGCUCAAACGAUAUACACUGGACACACAUCCGUGGUCGAAGACGUGGCUUGGCACUUGCUUCAUCAAACUAUAUUUGGCUCUGUGGCCGAUGACCAGAAACUUAUGAUCUGGGAUACUCGCUCUAACAUUAUAAAUAAACCUAGCCACAGUAUAGACGCUCACGUUGCAGAGGUCAAUUGUCUUUCUUUUAAUCCUUACAGCGAAUUUAUAUUGGCCACUGGUUCAGCUGACAAAACUGUAGCUUUGUGGGACAUGCGAAAUCUAAAGUUAAAACUCCACUCGUUUGAAUCACACAAGGAUGAAAUAUUCCAGGUACAAUGGUCCCCACAUAACGAAACUAUAUUGGCCUCGAGUGGCACUGAUAGGCGUCUCCACAUAUGGGAUCUCAGUAAGAUUGGAGAGGAGCAAAGUCCCGAGGAUGCUGAAGAUGGACCCCCAGAAUUAUUGUUUAUACACGGUGGCCACACAUCGAAAAUAUCCGAUUUCUCUUGGAAUCCUAACGAGCCUUGGGUUAUUUGCUCUGUGUCUGAAGAUAAUAUCAUGCAAGUCUGGCAAAUGGCUGAAAACAUUUAUAGUGACGAAGAUAUAAUGGAAACAACUCCUAACCCUACAUCCAACACAAGUGUUAAUGUCCCUGCGUCUGUUAAUGUAAAUAACAAUAUUUCGGCUGCUAAUAACUUGAAGGAUCCAGAAAUAUCUGCUAAUAAUGGUCUCCUUAAUCCAACUAAUAUUACUAGUAUUUCUAAUUAAAUCUUGUAAAAAAAAUUUAUAAUCAUUUGAAGUCGCCAUUAUAUUGAGAAAACGUGUUUUUCAUUCUUUUGUAAAUAUAUUGCCAUGAUUCAAAUUUAUCAUAAUAUUAUACGCUCCUUUAUAAUUAAUUUAGUAGUUUUUUUAACGCUAUAAAAAAAUAAUUUUGCCAUUCCUGAUAAUUAUUAAUUA
Messenger RNA from Gordionus sp. m RMFG-2023, 1647 nucleotides. RefSeq names its product histone-binding protein RBBP4. Bases 40 to 1458 code for a protein of 472 amino acids. The record is from RefSeq and is a predicted model, not a curated record. Lineage: Eukaryota; Metazoa; Nematomorpha; Gordioida; Chordodea; Parachordodidae. Gene Ontology annotation, molecular function: histone binding; nucleosome binding. Gene Ontology annotation, cellular component: nucleus; NuRD complex; ESC/E(Z) complex. Gene Ontology annotation, biological process: chromatin remodeling; regulation of DNA-templated transcription. The transcript has 12 exons.